Molecule: messenger RNA, 531 nt
Organism: Knipowitschia caucasica
Lineage: Eukaryota; Metazoa; Chordata; Actinopteri; Gobiiformes; Gobiidae
Source: the annotation of a GenBank genome assembly
AUGGACAUUACGGUGAGAACGGACCUGGCUUGGUUUGAACUGUUAAAACCUUCAGAGUGUGAGAUCGGUCGUCUGUGCACACGUAUUAUCGUCUCCAGAAGCAACAGUGAGAACUCCGCACAAACACGUCCACGGCCGCCGCCACGCACCGAGCGCAUCAGCAGCAGCCGGCAGUGCACGUGCCCAGACGCGGUAGACGCUGUCAGAACAAUAAGUACAGACAGCACUCCCCCCACUCCCCCCCUGCCUCUCCACCGUCUAACAAGCCGCGCUGUACAGUUUUAUUUACACCGGCCCCUUAUCAGCACCAUGGCAGCACACAGCUUGCCAAUUGAAGAGGACAGGCAGAAAAGGGAGAGCGGAGACGGGGGAAAAAAAGCAGAAGGGGACGCAUGGAGCAGAACUGCCUGUACCCGGCAUUGCGUGGAGGAGGUGUCGAGCCCCCUCCUCCCCCUCCCUCACCCGUCAGCCAGCCAGGACCUCGCCGGCGAAGUUAUCAAGGCAGUCUGGGCCCCGAGCCAGCUGCUGUAG